AUGUUGAAAGGAACCGCUAUUAAGCGUUCUUGGACCGGUCUAAGAAGACUAUAUGCCACAGACGUUUCCAGCACUAAAUUCAAACAGAUAUAUCAUGCUGAUCCAUUGGAUAGCAAGAAUGAUAGAUUGGAUACAUUUCAAAGAAGGCACCUCGGACCUAAUCCUAAAGAUGUGGACGAAAUGCUCAAGACAGUCAAUUCUAAUUAUAACGAUCUAAGCGAUUUUGUCAACGACAUGGUUCCUAGCAAAAUUUUAGGCAUGAAAGAUGGUUUAAAAUUUAAGUCCUCGCCAAAGGGUGUCUUUAAUGAGACUGCUAUGUUAAACCAUUUGGCUCAAAUAGCUGAGAAAAAUAACUAUAAAGUUAAGAACUAUAUUGGUAAGGGCUACUAUGAUACAAUUCUGCCACCAGUGAUUCAAAGAAAUGUCUUAGAGUGUCCAGAAUGGUAUACUUCAUACACACCAUAUCAACCCGAAAUAUCUCAGGGUAGAUUGGAAUCUCUUUUAAAUUUCCAAACUGUGGUGAGUGAUUUGACGGGUUUGCCUGUUGCAAAUUCCUCUUUACUGGAUGAAGGUACUGCAGCCGGUGAAGCGAUGCUGUUAUCAUACCAUUCCUUGAAAUCUAAAAAGAUCAAAAAGUCAUCUCCAAAUCAAAAAUUAAAUUUCAUUAUAGAUAAGAAUUUGCAUCCACAAACGAAAUCUGUUCUGAAAACUAGAGCAAAACCGUUCAAUAUCGAGCUUUUGGAAAUCGACUUUAAUGAGCUGUCCAAUAAAGAGAUCGAGGAUAAGCUUUCUAAAGAACUGUUGGAUAAUUCAUUUGGUGGUCUUGUUCAAUAUCCUGAUACCAAUGGUAACAUACCAACUACUGAUAAAUUAAACACUAUAUCUGGUCUUUUGCAUUCCAGUAACUGUUUGUUUUCUGUCGCAACGGACUUACUUGCGUUGACCCUCCUAGAACCUCCAUCUACUUUUGGUGCCGAUAUAUGUCUUGGCUCAUCACAAAGAUUUGGUGUGCCUCUAGCUUAUGGUGGGCCACAUGCUGCCUUCUUUUCUGUUACAGAAAAGCUAAACAGAAAAAUUCCUGGUAGAAUUGUUGGUGUUUCGAAAGACAGACUCGGUAAUACUGCUCUUAGAUUGGCACUGCAGACCAGAGAGCAACACAUUAAGCGUGAUAAGGCCACUUCAAAUAUUUGCACAGCACAAGCUUUGUUAGCCAAUGUGUCUGCUAACUACUGUGUGUAUCACGGCCCCGAAGGACUAAAAAAUAUUGCUAAGCGUGUGUACGGUAUGACCACGGUUUUAGCAAAUGCCAUUAGUGAACAUUCUGAACAUAAGCUGUUGAACAAUAGUUGGUUUGAUACAUUAACAAUUGAACUUAAGGAAGGUACCACUGCUGACCAGUUUUUGGAAUUAGCGCUUUCAGAAUUCAAUACCAAUGUAUUUGCUGUCAAUAAUAGGACGGUAUCCAUCUCUUUUGAUGAAAAGAAAACCAUAGAUGACUUGGAGGACAUGAUAAGGCUAUUUUGCAAUCUAAAGAAGAAUUCAUCAAUAAGUAGCUCUAUUAAGGAUUCUGGAAUUCUUCCAGAAUUUCCUAAGGAAUUGCAAAGAAAGUCUCAAUUCCUACAAAAUCCUGUCUUUAAUAGAUAUCACACAGAGACAGCUAUGCUAAGAUAUUUGCAUCAUUUGCAAAGUAGGGAUCUUUCCUUAGCAAACUCUAUGAUCCCUCUGGGGUCAUGUACAAUGAAGUUGAACAGCACCUUUGAAAUGAUGCCUAUUACAUGGCCACAAUUUGCUAAUAUCCAUCCAUUCCAACCAGUUGACCAGGUUCAAGGAUAUAAGGAAUUAAUAACGGCAAUAGAGGAAGAUUUUAGCUCCAUUACUGGAUUUCAUAGUGUAUCUCUUCAGCCAAAUUCGGGAGCUCAAGGUGAGUAUACUGGUUUGAGAGUUAUUAGAUCCUAUCUCGAGGAUAUUGGAGAAGGACAUAGAAAUUUGUGUCUAAUACCAAUUUCCGCACAUGGUACUAAUCCUGCAUCAGCAGCAAUGUGCGGCUUGAAGGUUAUUCCUAUCAAUUGUUUGCAGAACGGUGCGUUGGAUUUGGCUGAUUUAAAGGAGAAGGCCGAGAAAUACAAGGACGAUAUUGCUGCAGUCAUGAUUACAUAUCCUUCCACAUAUGGUCUUUAUGAACCUGAUAUCAAGGAGGCAUUUGAUAUUGUUCAUUCUUGCGGCGGUCAGGUGUAUCUAGAUGGUGCUAACAUGAAUGCACAAGUUGGUUUAACAUCUCCAGGUGAUCUAGGAGCUGAUGUUUGUCAUCUGAACUUGCAUAAAACAUUUGCUAUUCCUCAUGGCGGUGGUGGACCUGCUGGUGCUCCAAUUUGUGUUAAAGAACAUCUGGCCCCUUUCUUACCAAGACAUGAUGUUACAGAUAUGAUUACUGAGAUUGGAUCAAACAAAUCUAUUGACUCUGUUUCGUCUGCGCCAUAUGGUAACGCAUUAGUUUUGCCUAUUUCCUAUGCGUAUGUAAAUAUGAUGGGGGAAGAAGGUCUACCAUUUUCUACAGUGAUUGCAACGUUGAAUUCGAACUAUAUGAUGGCUAGAUUAAAAGAGCACUAUAAGAUAAUGUUUGUAAAUGGUGAAGAUGUGAAGCAUUGUGCUCACGAGUUCAUCAUAGAUUUGAGAGAAUUUAAGGCAAAGGGAAUAGAGGCUAUUGAUGUUGCUAAGAGACUACAGGAUUAUGGAUUCCAUGCUCCCACUUUGGCUUUCCCAGUACCUGGUACUCUUAUGGUUGAACCUACUGAAUCUGAAAAUCGAGAAGAACUUGACAGAUUUGUUGAUUCUAUGAUUUCUAUUAGAAAAGAAAUUGAUGACUAUAUCGCGGGUAAACCGGAAGGAAUGGUGAUAAAAAAUGCUCCACAUCCUUUAUCAGAUUUAAUCUCCUCUACAGAUUGGGAAACUAGAGGAUAUACAAGAGAGCAAGCUGCCUUUCCACUUGCUUUCCUAAAGACUAGCAAAUUCUGGCCAACUGUUGCUCGUGUAGAUGACAAGUUUGGGGACACUCAUUUGAUUUGCACAUGUCCGUCUGUUGAAGAGAUGGCCGAGGAAUGA
Messenger RNA from Nakaseomyces glabratus, 3099 nucleotides. RefSeq names its product glycine decarboxylase subunit P (gene GCV2). Gene Ontology annotation, biological process: glycine decarboxylation via glycine cleavage system. Gene Ontology annotation, molecular function: glycine dehydrogenase (decarboxylating) activity; pyridoxal phosphate binding; glycine binding. Lineage: Eukaryota; Fungi; Ascomycota; Saccharomycetes; Saccharomycetales; Saccharomycetaceae. The record is from RefSeq and is a predicted model, not a curated record. Gene Ontology annotation, cellular component: mitochondrion; glycine cleavage complex.